UCCCCCUCCUGUCGCUCCUCCUCCUGUUGCUCCUCCUCCUGUUGCUCCUCCUCAUGCUCCUGUUCCUCCAUCUUCUCUUUCUUUUCCCCAAUUGUUCUUCACCGUUGUCAGCAUUCUCUGCCUCUAUCUCCCUCUUUGUUCGGUCUUAUCUCCAGCCAGCAGUAAGCGUACCCUCGACAACCCUCCCUCCCAUCGUCUCUCCUUUCCAUCCCUUUAACACUUUGUUACAUAGCCUUGCCUCGCGUCUGCACUUGAUCUCCCUCAUCGGUACCAAGCAGCGAGAUUACUUCAAGUUCACGGCGCAUUUUCAUUCUGUUGUUUUCGUGCGUUAGGCUUCACAUCAGUAAAAAGACGAGAUAAAAAAAAAAUGUUUGGUUUAGUUUUGUCGCCCUUCUCGGAGCUCCUUGCCACCUCCUGAAAUCAUUGGGAAAAAAGUUUUGCUGGUCUCCUUGUCAUGUAUAUCCUAUCCUUUGUUUUCCCCCGCAGUUGGGAUAAGACAAUGUGGCGAAUCUGAAGUAGCAGUUGGAAUAAAACAGUGCGGCGAGCCU
Molecule: messenger RNA, 548 nt
Organism: Gamsiella multidivaricata
Lineage: Eukaryota; Fungi; Mortierellomycota; Mortierellomycetes; Mortierellales; Mortierellaceae
Exons: 3
Coding region: 54-332 (92 amino acids)
Source: RefSeq, a predicted model, not a curated record